This is a messenger RNA of Pichia membranifaciens NRRL Y-2026, 2113 nucleotides long. RefSeq lists its product as hypothetical. Lineage: Eukaryota; Fungi; Ascomycota; Pichiomycetes; Pichiales; Pichiaceae. The transcript has a single exon. Gene Ontology annotation, cellular component: cortical endoplasmic reticulum; endoplasmic reticulum membrane; perinuclear endoplasmic reticulum. Gene Ontology annotation, biological process: endoplasmic reticulum inheritance; septin ring assembly. The record is from RefSeq and is a predicted model, not a curated record. The coding region runs from base 121 to 1923 and encodes 600 amino acids.
UUUGCCAGAAAGACAAUCUAUAGUGUGAAACGACGGUAAAGUUCCCUUUGCUCCUCAACAUAUGCCAGUUUUCUCUACGGAAUCAUAGGGUCACACAGUAAGCAGUAACGCCAUUACCUUAUGCAACACAAUCGAGCGACUUUGUCUGACUCCUUAAAGGAAGAGACCCCCAAGAGACUACCGAAUACAGUGCCCGCAGAGGCUCCUAAACAAUACUCGUCACGUACUCCAUCAAGAUCGUCAUCCACUACAAGCCUCAGAUCUAGCAUAUCUAGCACGAACACUUUAUUCAAGACUAAUUAUGCCUUAAUAAGAUGUAUACGCGUGCUUUUUUCUACAAUAUACCUAAUUUACAUCAUAUUGACAAUUCCAUUGAGUUUUGAAGUUGGUGGUUUAAAUUGUGGUUUGAGUUAUUCUCUGACAAUCUUAAUUCUAUACUUCUGUUUGGCUACAUUGAGAGUUUUGAAAUACCAUCGUUUCAUUUCUAGCUUUUUAUACUACUUACAGCAUUUGCUAUUACCAACUUUGUUGUCUUUUUUUUUAACCAUUUUCAAUAGCACCCCUAGAGAAUCAAAUUCUGAGAUAAUUGAAUUAUCUUCACGUUCCAUUUUACAUAAAAUUUGGUGGCAAUACAUAAUUCAAUUCUGGAAAUUCUUUUUAAUUAACUCAACGCCAUUGUUUACGAUACUGGAAGGAUUCUGUUCUUUAUUAUCUGUUCAAGCAAUAGGUCAAUUGUUCAAGUAUUUUAUUAAAAACAAAUCUGAUAUUUGGUCGAUUUUGAAUCUAGUUUUGAGUUCCUGUAUACUCUCAGCAAGCAUUUAUUUUGCAGGUAAAAUAUAUGUUUCACCUUUGAUAGAUUUGGAGAAUGUUGGCUUGAUUAGUGCCUCGUUGUUGGGCUCCGUAUUUACGUUGACGAUAUUGAUCACAUUUUAUGCAAUUUAUUUCAACAGAGCAACGACACUAGAAAGCUCUUUGAUGGUUGCUUAUAUUGUGAAAUGCUGCUACGAAUUAUUUCCUGAAUUAUCUAAAAAUAACAUCAGCUCCCUGUUCAAAUUUGUAUUCAAUGAGUUCAAAAAAAUUGACAAUCAAGCUAAACAGUCUUUGACUUUAAACAAGCAAAACAUCAGACUUUCCACUUUUAUCAAGUUUUUCCAAUCUACUAGAGUAGCUAAGUACUGGAGAUAUUACUGGUCAAAUGAUGAGAUUACCGAUCUAUCAAGCAACAUUGCUACAAGAUUUCCAAUACUAGUUGAAAAGAGUGUAGAGUUUUUUAAGAUUGCGGAAAAUUUCGGCAAAAUCUUGUUUGACUUCAUCAUUGAGCACUUUCCAAGAUCUUUUGAGCCACUAUGGGAUUUCCUUAAAAUCUCCAUAAGCAAUUUAACAUUUUCAAUUUUGAUUCAAUUAGCCUAUAGGAUCACCGUGUUUUUUGCGGCUACCAAAAUCAUUCCUAUUUUAUCUCCAAUGAAUAAAGUAUCGAAAAGGUCUACGAAUACACAACAGUCCACAUCAAGCAGACUUAUAUAUUUAUAUUCACCUUGCAUCAUCAUUGCUGUUUACACCAACUUGAUGAUCCAGUACAACUAUGAGAUUGACAAGGAAACUCACCUAUUUACGUGGAUACAUAACAAAGCUUACGAAUUAAUGUUUUCUUCCGCGUCCUCUAAAGGACGCAGUAGUCUAAUAGUUACCGCCAAUGCUGCCUCUUCCACCUUAUCAUCAUUCUCAACAACUUCGGACUCGACGACAAUGACAGAUUCUUUUUCCACCAGCAUGCCCUCAUCAUUACCACAUUCAAUUUUCACAUCGAUCCACUCAUGGCAGUUUUGGAAUUGGAUAAAUAUUUUUGCUGUCUUACUUCUUUACUUUUCAGAGUUGGUUAGCUUUGAUCCUGCGGAUAGCGCACUGACAGACCAUUGGAACUGAAUAUUCCUCGGUCCAAAAAGGUAAUGAUUGCUUUUGUUAAUUGUUUUCUUUUGAUUGUUUUGAUUUUCUUUUCGGCUAGAGCUGGGCUUCCAUUUUUUUUUACACUUUUUCUAUUUUUCCUUUCCUUCCUUCCUUUCCUUCCUUUUCUUUUCCUUUCUUUUCUUUUCUUCAUUUUUCUUUCUUUCUUUCU